Molecule: messenger RNA, 801 nt
Organism: Pollicipes pollicipes
Lineage: Eukaryota; Metazoa; Arthropoda; Thecostraca; Pollicipedomorpha; Pollicipedidae
Product: cytochrome c oxidase assembly factor 6 homolog
Exons: 4
Coding region: 340-654 (104 amino acids)
Biological process (GO): mitochondrial ATP synthesis coupled electron transport; respiratory chain complex IV assembly
Cellular component (GO): mitochondrion
Source: RefSeq, a predicted model, not a curated record
GAUGAGCCGGUUUUUGUGCGGGAUUAGUUACGGAACCUCGCUUUCCUCUCCUGGCGAAUAACGUCAUUAUAAUAUGUGUCAAUAACGUUGUCGUCGUAGAGUCUGGGCGUAGUAGCGUUGUAGGGAACUGAAUAAUGUAAGAUAAAGCCACUAAAAAAAUGCAUUUCGUCCUCCGCACGUGCACCACGGGGCCUCGGGACCGUCCGGCUCACAACACACGACUUACAAGUGUUCUACUGCCCUGGCUCGCUAAAAGGAGGCUUGCAGGCUGCGGCAAGAGCGUGGUUACGGGAUCUACGGCAAGAGCGGCCAGUGGGCUUGGGUAUUUCUGAAUUAACCAUGUCGUUCCCGGACAAGGCGGCCCGCCAGGUCUGCUGGGACGCCCGGGACCAGUUCUGGGCGUGUCUGGACACCCACGGCGAGGACGCCACGCCCUGCAAACACCUCCGGCAGCUGUACGAGAAGGGCUGCCCCAGCUCGUGGGUGAAGCACUUUGACCGGAAACGAAGCUACCUGAAAUUCAAGGACAAAAUACAGAACGAAGGGCUUGAGGUGGCUGCCGAGCCGGCGCCGGUCGCACCGGCCCCGCUUCUCAGCGCCCCGCCGGCGCCCAGUCGGAGGCACCGCGUCUACCGGGAGCUGGUGCCGCCAUAGCGCUGCCAUCGCCGCCGCCGCCGCCGCCCACACUGUGAUACCAGCCCGCCGGCCGCGCCGCGGCGGCAGGGUGACGCCGGUGGCCGGCCGAGACCGGCGUCCGACCGAGCUGGAGCGCAGGCUCGCCGCUGGGCGGGGGCAGCGCCC